AUUAAACAAACAAAAAAAAAACGAAACAGAACAUAACUCGAUCAACUUUUAAGAGAGAGAGAUGGUGUUGAACAGUAGGUUGGUGGAGACAACAGUGAACAUAUCGACGGAUCUAUGGCAAUACGUAGCUUGUAACCCCGAGAGGCUUCCUCGCGCCACCGUCCUCCGUUUCAUCUUCUGCAUCCCUCUCCUCCAGCUCCGCCGCCUCGCUUCCUCUCUCUGCUCCUACCUCUGCUUCGAUCCCGAUCGCCGCAAUACUCACUCCGAUUAAUUUCCACGGCCACGGAUCGUCAAAUUAGCUCCUAUAUAUAUAUAUAUAUAUUCCUAUUCGUCUGUUAUUUCGACUUUGAUUUGGAUUAUUGUUUUUUCAGUUGCGUAAUUUGUUUGUUUGUAACCGAAAGGAACAUUAUUAAAAUUCGAAUACCAAAAUAAACCGGAAAUAUCAAAACAGACUCAAACCAAACCGGACUGUAAGGGGUUGUUUGUCUCAUCGCACAGUAGAGAAGACGUGUAAACCAAACGAACAUACAUCGAAGGUUUCGUGAGGGAGAAGAUGAAGUCGGUGGUUGCUCAUUUCUCAACGCCUUUAAUCACAGGAGCUAGAUUCUUCUCUCCUACAUGUCUUAUUCAACGGCAAUCGAUCUCCACCGUCCGCUGUAGAAAGUCUUCCUCCUCUCUCACCGUGAUGGCCUCAGCAGCUCAGUCUUCUUCUCAGGCUGUAUCACCAGGGAAUGCUAGCGGUGAGACGGAUGUUUUCAAAAUGAUUCAAGCUCACGAGGCGAAGGCUGCUCGUCUUUCUCGUGUUGAGGAAAUAAGAACUGUGCUUAACGGUAGUGUUUGUGGUAUGCUUUCCACUUUUUCUCAGAAGUAUGAGGGUUAUCCGUCAGGAUCUAUGGUUGAUUUUGCAUGUGAUGCUGAUGGUUCUCCGAUUCUAGCAGUUAGUAGCUUGGCUGUCCAUACAAAGAAUCUAUUAGCUAAUCCAAAAUGCUCACUACUGGUUGCUAGAGACCCGGAGGACAGGACCGGUUUGAGGAUCACCCUACAUGGUGAUGCUGUGUUGGUUUCUGACAAUGACCAAGCGGCUGUUCGAUCUGCCUAUUUAGCCAAGCAUCCCAAUGCUUUCUGGGUUGAUUUUGGGGACUUCAGCUUUAUGAGGAUUGAACCAAAAGUUGUCAGAUUUGUUUCAGGGGUUGCAACUGCUUUUCUAGGAUCUGGAGAAUUCAGCAAAGAGGAGUACCAAGCAGCCAAAGUAGAUCCUAUAGCUCAGUUUGCAAAGCCUGUAACGUCACACAUGAACAAAGACCAUGAAGAGGAUACCAUAGCCAUUGUACACCAUGCAACAUCCAUACCUGUGGAGAGCGCCUUGAUGCUGGAUUUGGACAGCCUUGGUUUCAAUGUGAAGGCUACUCUUCAAGGGAACACCUUCAAGAUCCGAGUUCCCUUCCCAAGACGCGCUCAAGACAGAAAGGAUGUGAAGACACUGAUAGUGGAAAUGCUUCAAGCUGCCAAGUCUGUUUCCAAUUAGUGUUUUUGCUGAAACAAGCCCCAAGCAAAUAAGUCUGUAUCCACUCAGUUUGCCAAAGUAAAAGAUGGAAAAGCUUCAUGUCUUCUAAAGUUCCUGCUACUACUAUUACACAGAAGGCUUCCUCCUUUACACAUUUCUCAAUCUUGUUAUGAACAACACUUCAGUCUUGUAAAUAUCUGAAGAAGUCUAGAACAAAACCUGAUACAUGAUAAAGUUAUAAAUUUGGAUUUGUGAAGUUCCAUUGGA
This is a messenger RNA of Brassica oleracea var. oleracea, 1771 nucleotides long. RefSeq names its product glutamyl-tRNA reductase-binding protein, chloroplastic. NCBI's taxonomy places the organism in Eukaryota, Viridiplantae, Streptophyta, Magnoliopsida, Brassicales, Brassicaceae. The record is from RefSeq and is a predicted model, not a curated record. The transcript is spliced from 12 exons. The coding region runs from base 554 to 1525 and encodes 323 amino acids.